UUCCUGCGCAUGCGCAAAUCAAAUUCGAAAGCUCCUGUGCUGCGAGUCGAAAGUCACAGGCAACUAUUUCACCCUAAUUCGUGCGUUUGUAUCUAGUGUGCAGAAAUGGCAGCUAGAUAUGACAGAGCUAUAACAGUUUUUUCUCCCGAUGGUCACCUGUUUCAGGUGGAAUAUGCUCAGGAAGCAGUAAAGAAGGGCUCCACAGCUGUUGGCAUCAGGGGGAAGGAUAUUGUUGUCCUGGGUGUUGAGAAGAAGUCAGUGGCAAAGCUUCAGGAGGAGAGGACAGUCAGGAAGAUCUGUGCUCUAGAUGAGCAUGUGUGCAUGGCCUUUGCAGGUCUGACUGCAGAUGCCAGAAUCGUCAUAAACAGAGCUAGAGUAGAGUGCCAGAGCCACAGACUGACAGUGGAGGACCCCGUUACUGUGGAGUACAUCACCCGCUACAUCGCCACACUCAAACAGCGCUACACUCAAAGCAACGGACGCCGUCCCUUUGGCAUUUCAGCCCUGAUCGUUGGUUUCGACUAUGAUGGGACUCCACGUCUAUAUCAGACGGACCCCUCUGGAACAUACCACGCAUGGAAGGCAAACGCUAUCGGACGCAGUGCAAAGACGGUGAGGGAGUUUUUGGAGAAAAACUACACAGACGAAGCCAUCGCGAGUGAUAACGAUGCCAUCAAACUGGCCAUCAAAGCCUUACUAGAGGUUGUGCAAUCCGGGGGCAAGAACAUUGAGCUGGCUGUGAUCCGAAGAAACCAGCCCCUAAAGAUUCUGGAGUCCAAAGAAAUCGAGACGCUGGUCGCCGAAAUAGAAAAGGAGAAAGAGGAGGAGGCAGAGAAGAAGAAGCAGAAGAAAUCUUCGUAAAUCACUCACAUGAUUGUGUAGCUCCUCUCUUAGUUUUGUUUAUACGGCAGACACACUUGGCUCAGGCCCACACUGUACCCUCCUCCUCCUCUCAUCCAUUAAGAGCACAGUCUCUCAGUCUUUUGCUGAACCCACAGUAUCUGAAUGUUUUUGUUACAGGAAAUAUUUUUUACUUUUUUUCCCAAUUUAAAACGAGUAAUAAAAGCAUGUUCAGGUUUGGGGGUUACCAAGCAAGUCAAGCAUGUACUUGUAGGUCCUGGUCAGUUUUCACACUCUGCUCUUCACCACUGCUGAGAAUUCUGGGGGAAUGUGCUCUGACUGAUGUUUCCUAAUAAACUCUUUUGGUUUGUA
Onychostoma macrolepis is the source of this 1212-nucleotide messenger RNA. It is a transcript of the gene psma8, whose product is annotated as proteasome 20S subunit alpha 8. The transcript is spliced from 7 exons. Gene Ontology annotation, cellular component: nucleus; proteasome core complex; proteasome core complex, alpha-subunit complex. NCBI's taxonomy places the organism in Eukaryota, Metazoa, Chordata, Actinopteri, Cypriniformes, Cyprinidae. The record is from RefSeq and is a predicted model, not a curated record. Bases 106 to 861 code for a protein of 251 amino acids. Gene Ontology annotation, biological process: ubiquitin-dependent protein catabolic process.